AUGUUAUCCAAUGUGAUUUUUAUCUAUCUUAUUUCUGAGAUCGGAUUUUCCCUCUAUUAUUCCAACCAGGACAUACAUAAUCAAGGGCGCCGACUAACCGAACUCUUUACUCCAGGCACAUUAACCUUUGUGUCCCUCAAAGAGGCCCUCAAGCGUGAAUUGGCACUAGCUCAAUAUCAGGGCCACUUAUACAGUGAUUACGCAAAUGUGGCCGCCGCAAACUCGUACUUCUCCCCUGAACCGGCACCAACUUCUGUGGAUACACAUUUAAUCGUCUGUGUUCACGGCUUAGAUGGUAAGCUGAGUAGAACGUUUUUCCAGAUUGAUGUUUGGGUGGCUAGAGUUUCUGACUAA
Molecule: messenger RNA, 354 nt
Organism: Protopolystoma xenopodis
Lineage: Eukaryota; Metazoa; Platyhelminthes; Monogenea; Polystomatidea; Polystomatidae
Source: the annotation of a GenBank genome assembly